UAUUAUAAUGUUUGUUAUAAUAAUAAUAAUAAUAAUUAAUAUAGGAAUAAUAAAGGAAUGAUAAUAAUAUAGGAAUAUUCUAUCUGUAGUCUCCCUGUAUUAUAAUGCUUGUUAUAAUAAUAACCGUAAUAACAGAGUGAUUUGUUGCAGCUGGCUGCUAUCCAGCCUGCGCCACAGCCCAUUUUGAAAUGUGGUUACAAGGCUUUUUAUCACCUUUACACAAAAUUGAAAGCAUGUAUGUUCUCAUCGGUGUACAAAGAUCAACCAUUCAAUUGGUCUAAGCUGGCUCUCUCUGAGCCUAACAACCAGGAAGACAAACAGGUGGUAUUGAACAAAGGCACAAUUAAUGGUCUUUUAUGCCUACCAUAGAUGUGGGCGAAACGUCAGGAGAGAAUGCUUCUGGAACAUGGCCAUACAGCCCAGAAAACUCACAGUAACCCAGUGAUUCUGGCCGUGAAAGCCUUCGACAACACAUGUUAUAAAACUUGGAUGAUAAUAAUAAUAAUAAUAAUAGUAUGAGGAUGCUCAAUCUGUAGUCUCCCCGUAUUGUAAUGCUUAUUAUAAAGCUUGGAUUAUGAUAAUAUAAUAAUAAUAAUAAUACAGUAGAGUCUCACUCUACGGCAGAACAUUGGAUAAGCGAAUAUGUUGGAUAAUAAGGAGAGAUUAAGGAGAAGCCUAUUAAACAUCAAAUUAAGUUAUGAUUUUACAAAUUAAGCACCAAAACAUCAUGUUAUACAACAAAUCUGGCAGAAAAAGUAGUUCAAUAUGCAGUAAUGCUACGUAGUAAUUACUGUAUUUACGAAUUUUGCACCAAAAUAUCAUGAUAUAUUGAAAACAUUGACUGCAGAAAUGCGUUGGAUAAUCCAGAACGUUGGAUAAGCGAGACUCUACUGUAAUAAUAAUAAUAUAAAGAUGCUCAAUCUGUAGUCUCCCCGUAUUGUAAUGCUUAUUAUAAAGCUUGGAUUAUGAUAAUAUAAUAAUAAUAAUAAUAAUAAUAAUAAUAUAAAGAUGCUCAAUCUGUAGUCUCCCCGUACUGUAAUGCUUACUAUAAAGCUUGGAUUAUGAUAAUAUAAUAAUAAUAAUAAUAAUAAUAAUAAUAAUAAUAUAAAGAUGCUCAAUCUGUAGUCUCCCCGUAUUGUAAUGCUUGUUAUAAAGCUUGGAUUAUGAUAAGAUAAUAAUUAUAAUAAUACAGUAGAGUCUCACUUAUCCAACAUAAAUGGGCCGGCAGAACGUUGGAUAAGCGAAUAUGUUGGAUAAUAAGGAGAGAUUAAGGAGAAGCCUAUUAAAUAUCAAAUUAGGUUAUGAUUUUACAAAUUAAGCACCAAAACAUCAUGUUAUACAACAAAUUUGACAGAAAAAAGUAGUUCAAUAUGCAGUAAUGCUAUGUAGUAAUUACUGUAUUUACGAAUUUAGCACCAAAAUAUCACGAUGUAUUGAAAACAUUAACUACAAAAAUGCGUUGGAUAAUCCAGAACGUUGGAUAAGGGAACGUUGGAUAAGUGAGACUCUACUGUAAUAAUAAUAAUAAUAUGAAGAUGCUCAAUCUGUAGUCUUCCCGUAUUGUAAUGCUUGUUAUAAAGCUUGAAAAAAGAAGAGGAAGAUGCUCAGCUUGGAGCAUCUGUACCAUAAUGCUUGUUAUAAAGCUUGGAGGAAGAAGCAGCAGCAGCUCAACUUGGAGCAUCCAUAUCACAAUCCUUGUUAUGAAGUUUGGAUUAACAACGACAACAACUCUACUUUUGUCUUUGAAAGAAAAUACAAAACUUGAGAUUCUCCCUCCAGGCUGUUUUGCAUAUUGCAAAAGUGACCCAGUACUGAUAGUUCCAUCCCAGACCUGAAGACUAUUCUACCUGGACAUCCAUGGACUUUGAGGACUGAAGAAGAGGAGGAAGACAAGGAGGAAGGGCUCCGGCCUGACUGCCUUUCUUGCCCUGGCCCCCCUCCUUUGGCUGCCCCCCAUCCUCUUUGAUGAUGAUGAUGCCGCUUGGCUGGUGCAGAGUCACAAAAGGGCCAGCAUGGCCAGCAAGGAGGAGGCUGAGCCCUUUUAGGGGCAAGGACGGAUGGCUCAUCUAUGGGGCGCUCUCACAGCAAACAUGACGUUGUGGCACCAGCUCCUCAUAUGCAUCGCAACGCAGAGACCAGCAAGCCCAAAGAGCCCAAGGCAACUGCUGCCCAGGAGCCAUCCCAUGCGCACUCCACCUCCCAGCCCUCCACGUCCCGAGCUGUGAGAAAGCCCCCCUCCCGUGGGGAAAGCGAUGAGAGCACCAAGCAUGCACACGCCCGGCUGCAAAAUUCCUCUUUGGACAAACUGAGCAAGAAGAAGCGCCCAAUCCCCAAGAUCAUCGUGACGGGGCCCUCGGAGGAGUUGCUCGUCACCAGCUACUCGGACAUGCUCCCCGAGACCAAGACCAUCCGCGACACCGAGGACUACGGCGCCUACACCGUCCACUCCAGGCCCAGCACCGUGGAUGCCUACAGGGACAGGGAGAGGGAGCAUGAGCACUGAGGGGCCCGCCGAGGUCAUCUAUCCACUCGGUCCUGGACCCCGUCCCUCAAUAAAUGGGAAAUCUAUUACCAAGGAGGUCCUUGGGUGGUUUCGCUUUCCCCGACAUCUCCGGCGGGUGCAGAAGGAAGGAACUGGAUGAUGCGCUUCCAAAUAAAUAUGUUUGGUAAAUGGUCCCUAGUCGCUCCCUUCUCUCUCUCCUACAAUAAUGCUGGACAAAUGGGAAGGCAAUAGGGGAGACCUUGGGGUGCAUCUAUGUUGUAGAAUUCAUGCAGCUUGACCCCCAACACAGAUAUAUACACACUUAUAUAGAUAUUGAACUGCCAUGAUUCAAUUAAAAAACCCUAAAAACUUGGCUCUUCCAAAAGGCCUUUGAGGAUUAAUCUUUGUAGGUUGAUUCAUCUGCCCACUCAACAAUAGGAUGCCUGGCCAUAAUUACUUGCACUUUAUUGAUUAUUUUAGCCAUGAAACUACCUCUCCCAUGUGAUGUCAUUCUGCACUUUGGUCCAGAUCUGUUUUUAGCCUCCCGUUUUUUAAUAUUUUAUGCAGUAUAUUGAUUUUUAUGACUGUUUUACUGAUGUUGAUGUCUUAUUGAUGUGUAAAAUUGUUUUUACUGUUUUAUUGCUGUUAUUGUAUUUUUAUGUUGGGCACGGCCCCAUGUAAGCCACUCCGAGUCCCUCCGGGGAGAUGGGGCGGGGUAUAAAAAUAAAGUUAUUAUUAUUAUGAUUAUUAUGGUUAUUAUGAUUCAGUGCUAUGGAAUCCCGGGGUUUUUAGUUUCACACUUUGGGCAGGGGUGGCGAAAGUCCUUGCAAAACUAUAGCUUCCAUGAUUCCAUAUCACAGACUCAUUAUUUAUUUAUUUACUACACUUAUGCCCCGCCCUCUCUCACCCCGAAGGGGACUCAGAGCGGCUUACAAGUUAUAUUUACAUACAAUAUAUUAUAUCAUUAGCAUAGCACGAUAAUAGCAUUAUAUAUUACUAUAUUGCACUAUGCCACUAUACCGUAAUAUUAUUAGUAAUAUUACAUUUAAUAUAUAAUAUAUAAUUAUUAUUAUUACAGUAUAUUGUAUUAUUAGUACUUAUAUACUCGAGUAUAAGCCUAGUUUUUAAGCCCUUUUUUAAGACUGAAAAAACUCCCCUCGGUUUAUACUCGGGUGAGGGUCCUGGUUGGCUUAUACUUGGGUCAGCUUAUACUCAAGAAUAAAUAGUACAUUUAUUAUUUUCUCUAUUAUUAUUUGUAUUAUCACAUUUAUUAUUUUUCCCUAUUAUUGUUGCUACUAUUACUGUAUAUACAUGAGUAUAAGCCUAGUUUUUCAGCCCUUUUUUAAGACUGAAAAAAAACCCCUCGGUUUAUACUCGGGUGGGGGUCCUGGUUGGCUUAUAUUUGGGUCAGCGUAUACUCGAGAAUAUAUGGUACAUUUAUUAUUUUUCUCUAUUAUUAUUGGUAUUAUUACAUUUAUCAUUUUUCUCUACUAUUAUUGGUAUUAUCACAUUUAUUAUUUUUCUCUAUUGUUGCUACUAUUACAUUUAUUUUACUCUAUUUUUUAUUAUUAUUAAUACAUUUAUUAUUUCACUCUGAUCUUAUUAUUAUUACAUUUAUUAUUUUGCUCAAUUUAUUAUUACAUGUAUUAUUUUCCUGUAUUUAUUAUUAUUAUUAUUAUUAUUAUUAUUAUUAUUACAUGUAUUAUUUUACUCUAUUAUUAUUAAAAGGAUACAUAAGCAUAUUUACAUUGAAGAAGGUGAGAAUAAUGAUUUGAUCAGAGUUGGACAGUCUUUAUCUUAAAGCUUGAUGUAAAUGUUCAAAAACAUUUAACCUACUGAUGCCUCUUAUUAUUACUACAUUUAUUAUUUUACUCUAUUAUUACAUGUAUUAUUUUACUCUAUUAUUAUUAAAAGGAUACAUAAGCACA
Messenger RNA from Anolis carolinensis (green anole), 4410 nucleotides. It is a transcript of the gene spata33, whose product is annotated as spermatogenesis associated 33. The transcript has 3 exons. The coding region runs from base 2069 to 2503 and encodes 144 amino acids. Gene Ontology annotation, cellular component: cytoplasm; nucleus. The record is from RefSeq and is a predicted model, not a curated record. NCBI's taxonomy places the organism in Eukaryota, Metazoa, Chordata, Lepidosauria, Squamata, Anolidae.